This is a messenger RNA of Babesia bigemina, 918 nucleotides long. RefSeq names its product ribonucleoprotein, putative. Gene Ontology annotation, molecular function: RNA binding. The transcript has a single exon. NCBI's taxonomy places the organism in Eukaryota, Apicomplexa, Aconoidasida, Piroplasmida, Babesiidae. The record is from RefSeq and is a predicted model, not a curated record. Bases 1 to 918 code for a protein of 305 amino acids.
AUGUCAUCUUCAUCGAGCGAUCGCGCCCCGAAGGCAUCUGACUCCGUCGGUGCUGACGGUCAAACCUUUUGCGAAAGCGAUUUUGAGGCGUUCAAGAUAUUUGCGGGAGGUUUGAACCGCAGCACCACUGCGGACACCCUGCGCGAUCACUUCGGCAGAUUCGGUACAGUAGUGCACUCUGAAAUUGUUGCCGACAAGACGACUGGGCGCUCUCGCGGGUUCGGUUUCGUGACUUUCAGCAAUGAUGCUGCCAUGAAGGCGGUGCUUGCGACUAGCCACAAAAUCGACAACGUGCUAGUCGACGUGAAGCAGGCAAUAAAGAAGGAACGAGCACGAGAUUUGGUCCCCAUUAGAGAAGACGUGAACAGGAUUUUCGUAGGCGGGAUAUCAGACAGCGUUAGUGAGGAGGAGUUCAAGGACUACUUCGCCAGGUACGGCACGGUUGUGAGCUACAACUUCAUCGUCGACAAGACGACUAACAAGCCGCGUGGCUUCGGUUUUAUCAUUUACGACAACCCUGGAGACGUGGAUAAGGCCAUCGGCCACCACACCAAGCUCGGGCGCAACUGCGAAGCUAAGAAGGCGCAACCACGUCCUACGCUAAGCAAGGGCGCGUCCACUCCCAACCCGGAAAACUUCGACUACGCAGCGUACUACUAUGCACAAGCCAAUAUGAUGUACAACCCAUAUUUCGCCCAAAUGUACGCCAAUGGCCAGAUGCCGUUUUUUAAUGCGAUGUACCCGUACAACUGGCAAGGAGGCGAGAACGGUACAGAGGGAGCGCCGGACGGCCGCAUGGCCGGAGAGGAGGAAGGGCGGAGUAGCCGCGAAAAGCGGUACCACAAAUCCUCUGACCAUUACUCCAGCGGGCCGUCCCGCGGCAGCCACAGGAAGUCGUCGCGCGCUGAGCCAUAUUAG